GAUAGAUGCUCGGCUCAUUGGUGUGAAUGAUUGUGUGUAUAUAACAAUAAUUAUUUUCCUAGUUUCCAACAAGUGUAUUUUAUGAGGGCCCUCUAGCUAUAGUACAGAUGAGUCCUGAAAUUAGCUGUUAGCUAUAGUACAGAUGAGUCCUGAAAUUAGCUGUUGGAUUACUCCAUAUCACAAGAUAAAUCACAACCAGCAACAAAUUCGAAAAACACCAGAAGAUGUUUAUCACUUGCUAAAUUGGAUCCAAAAACAGAACACACAGUACUGUAAACUUUGUUUUUAACAUUUGUAUCCAUCAAAGAUUGUGUUUUAUGCUACUUUUGGUCCUAAACUAUGAUCAUACAUACAAGCGCAAGAUCAGGCUGAUACAUGCUUGAGUUUAGAUAGCUUUAAGACUCGAUACAUCCAGCAUUGUAUUCUUGAAAUGCCAAUAUCUGAUGUUUCUAGUGAUCUUACUAUAGAAGUCGGAUCAGCCAGUUUUGCUCUUCACAAGUUUCCUCUGGUAUCUCGAAGUGGAAGAAUUAGAAAGCUGCUGCUGGACGCGAAGGAUACAAAGAUUUCAAGACUCAAUCUAACUGGUCUUCCUGGUGGAUCUGAUGCAUUUGAACUUGCUGCAAAGUUCUGCUAUGGAGUGAACGUUGAGAUAACCAUAUCAAACGUGGCGUUACUAAGAUGUGCAGCCAAGUUCAUGGAAAUGACAGAAGACAUCUCCGAGAAAAACCUGGAAACUCGUACAGAGGUAUUCCUUAAGGAUAUUGUAUUCCCACACAUAUCCAACUCGAUAUCUGUUCUUCAUCGCUGUGAAACAUUACUACCGGUUUCUGAAGAAGUCAAUCUUGUUAGUCGUUUAAUUAAUGCAAUUGCAAGCAAUGCCUGUAAAGAACAGCUAACAUCUGGUUUGUCAAAGCUGGAGUAUAACUUCCCACCCAAACCUGUUCAAUGCCUUGAUUCUGAGACGCCAUCAGACUGGUGGGGAAAAUCACUCGCGGUGCUAAAUCUUGAUUUCUUUCAGAGAGUUCUGUCUGCAGUAAAAACAAAAGGUCUUAAACAAGACAUUAUAAGCAGAAUUUUGAUAAAUUAUGCCCAAAAUUCUCUUCAGGGGAUCUUCAUUAAGGAUCCUCAGUUGGUUAAAGGAAGUUACUUGGAUUUGGAUUUGCAAAAAAGACAAAGGAUCAUCGUCGAGACAAUAGCUAGCUUACUACCAACACAAUCCAGGAAAAGCACAGUGCCAAUGGCUUUUCUUUCAAGUUUGUUAAAAUCUGCAAUAGCAGCAUCAGCUUCUACUUCAUGCAGAUCUGAUCUAGAGAGGCGCAUCGGUCUUCAGCUAGAUCAGGCAAUUCUUGAAGACAUUCUCAUACCUGCAAAUCCACAUGGAAACAAUCACAGCCCUCUCUAUGACAUAGAUUCUAUAUUGAGGAUCUUUUCCUUUUUCUUGAAUUUGGAUGAGGAUGAUGAAGAGGACAAUCCACUAAGAGAUGAGAGUGAAAUGGUUUACGACUUUGAUAGUCCUGGAUCUCCCAAACAUAGCUCAAUCGUUAAGGUGUCGAAAUUAUUGGACAACUAUCUGGCAGAAGUUGCGCUAGAUUCGAACCUAACAGCAUCGAAGUAUAUAGCACUUGCAGAGUUACUCCCAGACCACGCACGUCUAGUUUAUGAUGGAUUAUAUCGAGCUGUAGAUAUUUUCCUCAAGGUUCAUCCAAACAUUAAGGACUCUGAACGCUAUAGACUCUGUAAAUCUAUUGACUGUCAGAAACUAUCUCAAGAAGCUUGCAGUCACGCAGCUCAAAAUGAACGGUUACCUGUGCAAAUGGCGGUCCAAGUGCUAUACUUUGAACAAAUCAGACUGAGAAACGCGAUGAACGGAGGGCAUAAUCAGUUCUUUGGGAUGAAUAAUCAGUUCCCUCAGCGUUCAGGCAGUGGAGCAGGAAGUGGAUGCAUCUCUCCAAGAGAUAACUAUGCAUCAGUAAGGAGAGAAAACAGAGAACUGAAGCUCGAGGUUGCAAGAAUGAGAAUGAGGCUUACAGAUUUAGAGAAAGAUCACGUAUCCAUGAAACAGGAACUAGUAAAGUCACAUCCUGCUAACAAGUUAUUCAAGUCAUUCACCAAGAAACUAAGCAAGCUCAAUGCACUAUUCAGAAUAAGAGAUUUAAAGCCAAUAGUGGGGAAAGCUAACUCAGAAAGUCGAUUACUUUUUCAGAAGAGAAGGCGUCGUUCAGUGUCUUGAUGUUGUACUCUAGUGUGAAUAAGAAAAGAAUAUAUAGUGUUGAGUUUGAUGGAUGUUGAUGUGUUGAGUGAAGUUCUUUCUUGCAUUGUCUUUUGAUUGUAACCUUGAAAGAAGAUACUCACUCAAACUUCUACUUUAAAGGUAUAUAAACAAGUGUGAGUUUUUUAUA
This is a messenger RNA of Solanum tuberosum (potato), 2399 nucleotides long. Its product is annotated as BTB/POZ domain-containing protein At1g03010. The transcript is spliced from 4 exons. Gene Ontology annotation, molecular function: protein binding. The record is from RefSeq and is a predicted model, not a curated record. Bases 431 to 2230 code for a protein of 599 amino acids. Lineage: Eukaryota; Viridiplantae; Streptophyta; Magnoliopsida; Solanales; Solanaceae.